Triticum urartu is the source of this 719-nucleotide messenger RNA. Lineage: Eukaryota; Viridiplantae; Streptophyta; Magnoliopsida; Poales; Poaceae. The record is from RefSeq and is a predicted model, not a curated record.
AUGCCGGCCGCCAACACUACUAGUAUACUCCCACACCCCCCGAUCCACCCCACCCCACCAAGCGUUGUCCCACUCCACCCACCCCCGUCUAAAAAAAUCCACCUCCGAUCCAGAUCCCCUCCACCUUCACCUCCGAUCCAGAUCCCCUCCUCCUCCUCCCGCGGACGCACGGCGCGCCAGUCGCCUUCUUCCGCGACCUCGCGUCCCCGUCCCGUCCCACCGCGGCGGCCCCCACUUCGCCUCUCCCGCGGCCGCCCUGCCCUCCGCACGCCACCGUUGUCGCGGCGUCGCCCCACACCCGCCCGGCCGCACCCACCUCCGGAGCAGGAGGAUGCCCGAGCUGACCAGGAGGACACCCUUCUGCACCUCGGCCACCACACAAGGUUAACACCUGGAGAGGCUCGAGCUAUGAGCAGCGAGCUGUUCCUACUGUCGCCGGAUGCUCCAGCGGCAAAACCUCCGUCGACGAAGGCAAUGCCCGCUUGUUCGCCCCCUUCAGCCGCUCAGAUCCCGACGUCAAUAAGGACAUUACACUGGCAGAUUAGCGUAAUUUUUCCUUUUCAUUUUUCUUAUUAUUGGAGUGAGGAUGUUAGAAUGAGGAACUGUAUGAUAGUAGAUACGGCAACAGUGUAAUAGUAUAAUCAGGAAUAACGACAUUUCCAUCACUAUUGUGUUUUCUUGAAUUGUAUGCAUAAAAUGGAAUUUGUUGAUUUUUUUAA